Pyricularia oryzae 70-15 is the source of this 402-nucleotide messenger RNA. RefSeq lists its product as uncharacterized. The transcript has 3 exons. NCBI's taxonomy places the organism in Eukaryota, Fungi, Ascomycota, Sordariomycetes, Magnaporthales, Pyriculariaceae. The coding region runs from base 1 to 402 and encodes 133 amino acids. The record is from RefSeq and is a predicted model, not a curated record.
AUGCAGCGUACUAUUCUUUACACCAUCUUUACUAUUCUAGCCGCGGCUGGCCCAGCACUUUCCGCCGAUGAUAAUAAAACCACGUGCUUCACUGGCGGUAGCGGCACCUUUCGCAAAGAUGACGCCGUUGACCUUGUGGCAGCCAUGCGCGUCACCCCCAACGAGGACAAUGUCAUAUUUUCCGAGGACGCCAACUUUGACCUUGACGCCAGCGCUCAAGCUUGCUUUGCGAACCUGGAGUUCUUUGCGUUUAGCCGGGAGACAACCAAUGCUGUGCUUGCAGAUGCCUGUGAUAAAAUCAUCAAAGACUGUUGUCCCAACCCCGGCCUGUGCUCGGGAGGACAAUGGGAUUUGAGAAAAUUGGAGUACUAUCAGAAACAGGCCUCUAUUGAAGACGAUUAG